AAACUUUAACGAAAAAAAAUAUACAUGCAUCGGCCGGGAAUCGAACCCGGGCCGCCCGCGUGGCAGGCGAGCAUUCUACCACUGAACCACCGAUGCUUGGAUGCUGUGAACGGUGUCCUCUUUCUAAUAAUAAUUCAAUUCGAGAUGCAGUUACAAUUGAAAGUUAUAUUCUUUUAAUUAAAAAUCAAUCGCAAAUAAAACUGAUUGUUAUAACCAAUAACUUUGAUUCGCAAAACAGUCAUGGAGGUCGUAGACAGAUUGGCAGUUUUCCCGACAUCCAGCUCGCACACCAGUGUGAAAUGCCGUUUGAUUUGCGCUCGCAGGGGUCGCGAUUUGCUCGCGAAACGGGUUGAUGGUCUCUUAAUCCGAUUCCGCGAGAUUGCGUCGCAAUUACUUAAGAACAAAUCGCAACUCGGCCAAGUUAUGAGGGACGCGGCCUUCUCGCUGGUCGAAGUUAAUUACGCGACAGGUGGAGUAAACGAGCUGGUCCUGCAGGCGGUCGACAAGGCCAAAACCACGAUUCGAUCCAGGCAGGAGAUGAUCGGUGGGAUACGACUAUGGAUUUACGAGCCCUUCCGCAAUAACGGCGAUCCCUUCAAGUUUACCGGGUUGGCAAGAGGCGGUCAACAAGUGGCUAAAUUAAAGACGAAUUACGGGAAGGCGAUCGAUCUGCUGGUCGAAUUGGCGUCGUUGCAGCGCAACUUUCAAAUCCUCGACCGGGCGGUCAAGACGACGAGUCGUCGCGUAAACGCUCUUCGGCACAUUAUUAUACCGCGAUUAGAACGGACCCUCGCCUACAUCGUCACCGAACUCGACGAGUACGAACGGGAGGAAUUCUAUCGCCUUAAGAAGAUACAGGAAUGGAAGACGAAGCGACGUGACAGACGGUCCUCUCACGAUUUCACUCGAGGCUCGGACACCAACAUGCUCGACGACACGGAUGAGGAUCUUCUCUUUUAACGUCUACGACUAGUAGUGUUAUUGAUUUUCUAAAAAAUUAAAAUCGAGGAAAACAUUUAAUUUUUCCGUUUUUUCCUGAGAAAUAUGAGAAAACAAUUGUGACAAUAAGGUUUUUUUAAUUUAAAAAGAAAUAAAAUUGUGGAGAAAAUCCGCUUUUUCCUAUUUCCUUCAAAAAAUGUAGAAAAGUACAACUUUGACAAUGACAACAGAUUUUAUUAAUAAAGUUAUUUAUUAGAGCAAAGAAAAUCUUAAAACAAUUGAUAUAAUGGAAUAAAUCCAUUUAACACAGAGCAUUCCAAUAAUAUUGCAAUAAUUUUGGAACGUUUCUGCAAUAUUGCCGAAAUGUUCUGUGCUGUAUGGAAAAAGCAUUAUCUUAAAAGAAAAAGGCUGGAAAGACGGUAAAAGAAAAUCCGAGGAAAAAAACCGUUUUUUACCCAAAUUUCCAAAAGUUUCUCUAAGAACAUUGUUUGAGAGUGAAAUUCAAGGGCGGACAUGCAAUUCGAGAGUGCGCUUUCAAAUGCAGACAACGGUACGAAUGUCCAUUGAUGAAGCUAUAUUUCUUUUACAUAGUUCAAGCUAAUAAAUUCUUUACCCCCUUCGAGCGAAAAAGAAACAAGGAAAGAAGGAAGGCAGUCGCCCUGCAAUAAAUGCCGAAUCUCUAAACGAACAAGGAGAAAGCCGCCGAGGAAACGAGAGAAUACGAAAGAAGGAGAACCCGAGGAGCUCUGGGCCCAAUUAUACCAAGAAAAUACAGCCUGUAAAGGCAGCUUUAACCGCUGCCAAACAUCGGGAUAUGAUAAUGAGAGCGUGGACUGUCUGCUUCCCUCCCUCCUAAUCUACCCUCAACGAAUCUCGUAGAUGUAGCAGCUGCCGAAACGGGAGGAAUCCUUUCUCCGCGCAGAAAUGUUUACUUGCAGAUAGAUUUUUAUAUACAAACAUUUUUAUAAACAAAAAGAUAUCUUUUAGAUAUUUUGCCAUCUUGAGAUGUCUAAUUUUGUUGUUACAUGUGCGUCGAAAAUGCGUCUCUUUUGUGGAUAUCAUUUUUUGGUGGAUAAAGUCGCAGAUUUCAGCAUUUUGAUUAUUGAAUUGUUCUUUUUAGCUACACUGAUACAACAAGUUAAAGUAAGACAAAUAUAUUUUUUUUUAUCCUAACUUUAUUACACCAGUGCAGUAGAGUAGCAAAAAAGAACAGGCCAAUUAUUAUUGCACAGUCCUUGUCCUCUAAUAGAUAGCAUGAAUUAUGGUGAAAAACAUUCAAUGAUUUCUUCAACACGUUUCUACCGUUUCAAAAUCUUAUUAUAGACUAUUAAAAAAUUCGUGUAUACACUUAAUUAAUCGAUGGACAAUCGUUUUUAUAAAUCCGUUUCAUUUCACAGCUUU
This is a messenger RNA of Monomorium pharaonis (pharaoh ant), 2340 nucleotides long. Its product is annotated as V-type proton ATPase subunit D. The coding region runs from base 241 to 960 and encodes 239 amino acids. Gene Ontology annotation, cellular component: proton-transporting V-type ATPase complex. The transcript is spliced from 2 exons. Gene Ontology annotation, molecular function: proton-transporting ATPase activity, rotational mechanism. NCBI's taxonomy places the organism in Eukaryota, Metazoa, Arthropoda, Insecta, Hymenoptera, Formicidae. The record is from RefSeq and is a predicted model, not a curated record.